AUGUCGAAGCAAGAUUCCUUUGACGAUGGGGAUCUUCCUCCCCCAUACACUGAAUCCGGUCCCUCAGCAUCACUACCUACAUCAGAACCACGACAGUCAGUCACGACUAUCUUUUCCUCACAUUUAAACAAUCUUCCUUUACGCAUUCAAUCCGUCCAAGCAGUCCGCAACUCAGCGCGCGAUGAACGGGAUAGUGAAAUUCUCACUCUUCUGGUACCUCACAUUGAGAAUAUGCUCUCGUCAAUAGCAGCUAUGGAGCCGCCACCACGAGUCGUCGAAAUGACCAUGGUGCCAGAAGAAGCAGUUGGCGAGGGAUGGUUCUUCAGCGAUGAAGAUCAAUCCCGAACUGUUGUGCGCGUUCGAGAAGACCGCAAAUUAGUCGGAGACCAAAAGAAGCCUUUGAAGCAAAGUCAACCGCCCAGAAAUAGAGCCUUCGACGACUGGGGUCGAUGGGAAGACGAUACCCAAGAAUCUGCCUCAGACGACGUCCUCUGGUGGUCAGACCACGACAUGGCAGUUCGUCUAGCAAAGUACAUCUCCCCAGAACGAGUUGAUCGUCAAACCGUCAAAGCGCACGUUGAACAAGCAAAGAAAGCAUCAAGAUGGGGCCUAUUCAAGAAAUCUGAACCAUCUACUCCACCGGCGCCAGUACCGAAGGUUCAGGAGGAAGAGCCGGUCACUAUGACGGUCAAGGCUGAGGAGGUUACGUUUCGGAGGGAGAAUGAGAUGGGCAUUUGGGAAGGGAAGACAGGAUGGGGCUUGGUGGUCAAGAAUCCUGCCUCAACGCCAACAAGCACCAUGGCUUACAACGUCCUCGUAACAGGCUCAUCCGGCCAUCUCGGCACAGCCCUCAUGCUCUCCCUUCCCACAUUCGGCUUCACACCUCUUGGGAUCGACAUCUUGCCCUCCGAGAACACAACACACGUUGGAUCAAUCUCAGACCGCGCCUUCAUAACAUCUCUUCUUCAGAAAAAUCCUAUCCAGCAUGUCCUCCAUGCAGCGACGUUGCAUAAGCCCCAUGUUGAAAGUCACUCCAAACAAGACUUCAUCGACACAAACAUCACCGGCACCCUCAUUCUUCUCGAAGAAGCCUCCAAACUCGGUGCUCAAAUCGAAAGCUUCAUCUUCUUCAGCACAACAAGCACUUUCGGCGCAGCGCUGAGUCCAAAACCCGGUCAACCCGCUGCCUGGAUCGACGAAACCGUCGUUCCCAUCCCAAAGAACAUCUACGGCGCUACAAAAGUUGCAGCGGAGGAUCUAUGCUUCCUUGUCCAGAAACAAACAGGCAUGCCUGUUUUAAUCCUCCGCACGAGUCGCUUCUUCCCAGAGCAGGAUGACGAUGAAGAUCGUAGAGCAGCUGUCUCAGACGACAAUCUCAAAGUCCUCGAACUAGCCUACCGCCGCUGCGACAUCGAGGACAUAGUCCGCGCGGCAGUCUGCGCCAUGAAUAAAGCGCGAGAGAUAAAGUUUCGGAAGUACAUCAUCAGCGCACCGCCGCCUUUUCCUAACGACGCUGAUACUCUUGCGAUGCUGGACAAAGACCCUAAGCAGGUGUUUGAGACUGUUGCGCCGGAGUGUGUGCAGGUUUUCAAGGAUAAGGGAUGGAGUCACUUGAAGAGGAUUGAUCGUGUUUAUGAUUCUAGUAGAGCGGCGGAGGAGUUGGGGUGGAAGCCGGAGUUUACGUUCAAGAAGGUUGUUGAGUUGGUUGGAGAGGGGAAGGAAUGGAAGAGUGAGUUGACGGGGAGGGUUGGGAAGAGGGGAUAUCAUGCUGUUAGUCAUGGAGUUUAUACUGUGCGAUGA
This is a messenger RNA of Fusarium redolens, 1800 nucleotides long. RefSeq lists its product as uncharacterized. The transcript is spliced from 2 exons. Gene Ontology annotation, molecular function: dTDP-glucose 4,6-dehydratase activity. NCBI's taxonomy places the organism in Eukaryota, Fungi, Ascomycota, Sordariomycetes, Hypocreales, Nectriaceae. The record is from RefSeq and is a predicted model, not a curated record. Bases 1 to 1800 code for a protein of 599 amino acids.